AUGGACCGGGCCAUUGAACACUUCAAACGAGCAAAUUGUGGAAGGUUCAAUUUGCUUCGUGUGAUCAUGGUUGAUAAGGAUCUUAACGAAUUACGAGUCCUGCAAAGCCAUUUUCCGGAUGUGCGGAUUCUGAUAUGUCAUUUCCAUGUGAUCAAGUAUUUGAAGGAAAAGCGAGGUAAACCCGAAUUCGGUAAAAUUUCAACAGAUGAUGCCACGGCACUGGAUGCUGUUAUCCCCAGGUUGGUAUAUGCUUCAAGUGAAGAGGUCUACUCCCGAUACUACAAGUCACUCGAGGCGAUGUGUCACCGUAUUGGUUUCGAGGGAUUCUUCGACUAUUUCGCACGUAACUGGGAUAGUUCCCAAGACGUGUGGGUGAUGUACCGCAGAUCCGAUCUUCCUCACUUUAAAAAUCACACUAACAACCGACUGGAAAGCUUUUUUGGUAAGCUCAAGGGGUGUGUUGACUCCUCCAUGGAUAUGGCUACAUGCAUUAGAGAAUUGGUUGCCCACGAUCGCCGAGUUCAAAAUGAACACAAGUACCAGCUCGCUCGAAUGGGACGGUUUGUAAACUCGAAUUACGACGAGGAGAUGUCGAACGUGCUCCGUUUCACGACUCAUCACGUCGCACAGCAAGUGGAGUCGCAAUAUUCAAUCGGAAUAUCAAAAUCUAGCAUUUAUUCAUACAACGUGGAUGAAUUUCAGGCUGGGCUUGUACAAGUUCGCGGCCGCCAUAAUGCAGCCCACCUCAGCACGGAGGAGUGGUCGUGUGAUUGCACCUUCGCGAAGUCUAUGCAGCUUCCAUGUCGCCAUGUAAUUGCAUACCGAAAACUCACCAACGCCUCUGGUCCUGUUAUCCCUUGGUGCAGAAUUGAUGAAAGUCACGGAGAAGCCGUGCGUGCUACUCAUCUGAUCGCUAGCGAACUAGCCGACAUCGACAACGACGCAGAUUUCAACGUUGCGUUACAGUUUGUAUUGACGCAGUGGAGAUCCUUUCGUCAGCAGAGGUAUCUGUCACCACAAGGGCUAGACCACAUUCCAGGAAUAACAUCCCAUGGGUACAAAUCAUCACUGCCCCACUCUUCUGAGUCAAUAGGCUACGAGAGUUCAAGCGACAGGGAUCGAAUUGCUCGUGAAGUUUUAGCUACCACGUCGCAUUCUUUGCCUGACAAAGUUGAAAUCAUUCUCAACGGAAACACCAGAAAGUCAGGAGCGCCAAAAAAGAAAAAGUCUAAGACCCAUGCGGACGAAAAAACAAGUCGGAUUUGGUUUGCAGCUUCGGAAUCGGCGCGAGAGCUGGCAGGCCAAUCUACGCUGAUUGACCUACUUCAAACUCUGGACGAAGAAAAACCCGGCCUCUCUGAGUUGCAACGGCGACUUGCUGCUGAGUUGGAGGUAAAAACCAUCUUCGUCCCAAUUAACUUCAGCAACGCUCACUGGUGCAGUAUCGUUGUCGACACGCACUCCAAAACGAUACAUUGCUAUGAUCCUGUCAACCAGAAGGAGUUCACGUCGGUAGUUGAAGUUCUCGCGAUGAGCUUAAAAACCAAGGUUUUGCCCGCAUUUCGCAUCGAAGUCGACAAUGAUCCACUUCAGUUUGAUUUAUUUAGUUGCGGAGUCUACGUUUGUUGGAUGUUCAUCAACCGAAGUCUCUCGAGAGCGUCUGAAGCCACGGACAUGGCAGUGCUGACGAAACGACGCUUUGAACUGUUCUACUACGUGCUCACAGGACGGUUGAUAAAAGACGAGCCUGCAAGCACGGUUGAGUAG
Phytophthora sojae is the source of this 1767-nucleotide messenger RNA. RefSeq lists its product as hypothetical. The record is from RefSeq and is a predicted model, not a curated record. Bases 1 to 1767 code for a protein of 588 amino acids. Gene Ontology annotation, molecular function: cysteine-type peptidase activity; zinc ion binding. Lineage: Eukaryota; Oomycota; Peronosporomycetes; Peronosporales; Peronosporaceae. Gene Ontology annotation, biological process: proteolysis. The transcript is spliced from 4 exons.